AUGUCGCGCCCCGAAGAUCUCCUCCCGCCGGACCUAUACUACAAUGACACCGAGUCGGCCAAGUACACGACGUCCUCGCGCAUCCAAGCCAUUCAGGCGUCCAUGACCAACCGAGCCCUGGACCUCCUAGACCUCGACCGACCGUCCUUCAUUCUCGAUAUAGGCUGCGGCUCGGGUCUGUCCGGCGAGAUUCUCACGGAGGACGGCCACAUCUGGGUCGGCAUGGACAUAUCGCCCAGCAUGCUGGACAUUGCGCUGCAGCGGGAAGAUGUCGAGGGCGACCUGUUUCUGGCGGACAUGGGCCAAGGCAUCCCCUUCCGCCCGGGCACGUUCGACGCGGCCAUCAGCAUCAGUGCCAUCCAGUGGUUGUGUAAUGCCGAGACAAGCGAUGUCAGUCCCGAGGGAAGGUUGCGGCGGUUCUUUGACGGCCUGUACGCCUCGUUACGCAGAGGUGCGAGGGCCGUGUGUCAGUUCUAUCCGAAGAACGAACAACAACGCACAAUGAUCAGUCAGGCCGCUGUACGCGCCGGCUUUGGGGCCGGCAUCCUCGAGGACGACGGCGGCACCAAGAACGUCAAGACGUAUCUCGUGCUGAGCGUCGGUGGCGGCGACAUCACCGGGACAGUGUCCAAGAUGGAGGGAGUCGAUAUUGAAGACGGUCGGAGGUUGAGGGAGGCAAUGCACCGAGGAGGCAAAAAGAAGGGCGACGACGUCAAGGGAAGCAAGCAGUGGAUCAUGAAGAAGAAGGAGAAGAUGCGGAACAAGGGCAAGAUUGUGAAAUCCGAUUCGAAAUACUCGGGUCGGAGGAGAGGCCCAAAGUUCUGA
This is a messenger RNA of Capronia coronata CBS 617.96, 825 nucleotides long. RefSeq lists its product as uncharacterized. NCBI's taxonomy places the organism in Eukaryota, Fungi, Ascomycota, Eurotiomycetes, Chaetothyriales, Herpotrichiellaceae. Gene Ontology annotation, molecular function: rRNA (guanine) methyltransferase activity. Gene Ontology annotation, biological process: rRNA (guanine-N7)-methylation. Bases 1 to 825 code for a protein of 274 amino acids. The transcript has a single exon. The record is from RefSeq and is a predicted model, not a curated record. Gene Ontology annotation, cellular component: nucleolus.